AUGGCGGAAGUCGAAAGAGCGAACAACAGCAAAAACAGCAACAAAAAUAAAAAGACCGCUUUUGUUUUCUCAGACGAGGAGGUAGAAAUGCUGAUAAGUGAAUGGGGAAAACGAGAUGUGCUGUUUGACAGCAAAAAUCCUUUUUAUUUCAACAAAGACGUUAAAUCGCAUGAUUGAAGAAUUGAAAUUUCCAGGUUUGUUAGCACAAAAGUUUAUUAUGAAAUUUAUAUACAAUUAUCGAUUUAGUUUAUGGAGGCGAUUGUCACAAGACAAAAAAAACUAGUGCUUUAUAGUGUUAUAAGUAUUAAAAUCACACUGAAAAUGAAAAUUUUGCAAACAAUUCCCACGUUUUUCAGACAAUGUAUAAAUAUUAACAAGACUAGAAACUGUAAAAAAGGUCAAGGAAAAUAUUUAUAUACUAGUAAAACUGAACAUGAUUUAUAAAAUAUCUACCUGCCACAAUUUUCACAGCUAUACAACAUUACAGCUUGAAAUUCCCGUGUUUUUCAGAAAAAUGCCAGUGUUUAAUAAUUGGAUUAUAAAUCCCUGUUUUCUUUCCGUGAAAAAUAUGAAAAUACAACUGCACAAAAACCAAAACAGUGAAAACACUAGUACUAGUCCCAGACAGCUGGCGCCGGUUCAGUACUUUGAUUUAUUGUGUAAUUUAUGCAAAUUAUACACAAUGUCAAUGAUGAAAAACGCAUAAUAAACAAUUACUUCACUUUUAUUAAAGGAUUAACCGCAACCGACUUGUCAAAAAAAAUGAAUUAGCAAAGAAAAGGCCAGUAGAACCAGUGGCAAAGGUACAAAUGAUGUUUGGUACAAAUGAUUUCAAUUCCCUUCAUUUCUUGCGUGAUAAUAUUACGGCAAGAAAAACCAUUUCGACCAUUUCAAUACGAUCAUCAAGCACGUCCCCCGUCCCACCGGAUGAGGAUUGUAAUCUCGAUGUUAUAUGGUUCGAGGCAGAAAAUUCAGAAACGACCUUUGGCAUUGACCUUGUGCAACAGCUGGACACUGCCCCUAUGGCUUUAUCUACCCCACCGUCUCAAGCAAAACGUAAAAGAAAUGCAAAAGAGAUUAGCGUUGAAGACGAUCAAAGUUCUACAGUGUUGUUUGAAAGAGCUGCAGCAGAAAACCCCCACGCCGCGUCAAUCAGUCGAUGA
This is a messenger RNA of Paramuricea clavata, 1163 nucleotides long. The record is from the annotation of a GenBank genome assembly. NCBI's taxonomy places the organism in Eukaryota, Metazoa, Cnidaria, Anthozoa, Malacalcyonacea, Plexauridae.